Ipomoea nil (Japanese morning glory) is the source of this 663-nucleotide messenger RNA. RefSeq lists its product as uncharacterized. The transcript has 3 exons. The record is from RefSeq and is a predicted model, not a curated record. The coding region runs from base 1 to 663 and encodes 220 amino acids. Lineage: Eukaryota; Viridiplantae; Streptophyta; Magnoliopsida; Solanales; Convolvulaceae.
AUGGCUUCAACUCAAUUCGAGAUUGUUGAUCGUGUACUUCAUCCUAGACACAGAUGGAAUCAAAUCAAGUUUAGAGUGCUGAGUGUCUAUCGUCUUCCACAGACAAGAGAUUCUGAAACAAUCAACUCUAUAGAGUGUGUAGUCCAUGAUGUAGAGAUCAUGUCCUCUAUCGCCAAAAAGGAAUUUAAUGAGCUCGCACUUGACGGUAGCAACUAUUUGACUUGGGCUCUAGACAUCGAGAUUCAUCUCGCGUCUAAAGAACUGAGCCAAAUCAUUGUUGCCAAGUCACAGUGUAUUACCGCCCAGAAGUCCCUGAAGGACCGUUUUGACCAGCAGUCAUCGACUGUCCUCCCUCAAGCCCAAUUUGACUGGCUUCACCUGAGAUUUCAGGACUAUAAGUCAGUUAUUGACUACAACUCGGCCCUUCAUAAAAUAGUCUCGCAACUAAAGCUCUGCAAACAGGAAGUUUCAGAGACAGACUUGAUUGAAAAGACACUGUCUACUUUUCAUGCGAGUAACCUUGUACUCCAGCACCAGUACAGGGCAAAGAAUUAUGAAAAGUAUUCUGAUAUAAUAUCUGCAUUUCUUGUGGCCGAGAAGCACAACCAGUUGUUGAUGAAAAACCAUAAUGCACGACCUGUUGGGUCUGCCCCCGCACCCUAA